CGCUAAUUUAAUAAUUAAAGUUGAAAUCCUUGUCAUCUCCUGUAUUAGGUAAAGUGCAAGCUAAUCUUACCCUCAUAAAGCUCAGACCAAUAUAAGGUAAAUCACAUUUGCGUUCUCUUUAAGUUCAUCUACAUGUUGUUUUGAAAUAUUAGUAAUCCCAUUAGCGACAAAACGAUAUCAUCAAUUUUCCAUAAACUGCUUGCGCUAUUGUCAAUUGAAUAAAGCAUGUCUUUAGAAUCUUCAAAAUCAAAUCUUUCGAUCAAUGGUCAUGAUUUACCGCCUCCAGGGCCUUCAUUUUUAAAUGAUCUGACUCCAGGAAGCCGAAAUUCAUUAGAAGGAAGUAUCAACUUGAACGAUGAUCUUGCAGAUGGCUCUGAAUAUUCAUCAAGCAUAGUCUCACAACCGUACGGGGCUAGUAGUGGUGGGCCCAGUAGUUUCAAAAGAAGAUCAGGGUCUUACAUAUCCUAUAAAAAUAGUAUAGAUGGAGGUGAAAGUACAUUCCUGUCUUCCGCAUAUUUCAAUAUAUUUCAGAAUCAAAAUAAUGGUGAGUCUUCAAAACAAAAUAAUGAUUUUUCACCCUUGGGUCCUAACUCAAUCUACGAGUUGACCAUAGGGUCAGAUACUGCAAGGUCAAGAAGAAAUAGAUCUUCAAAAACGUCACUUACCUUACAUGGUGGCUCAACUGUUGUAAAUAACAUAAAGACUCCGACCACCAAAGACAUUCCUCAAAUUCAAUUGCUGAAACUAUCGAAGAAGGUCAGUAACAAUGAAUUAGAUAGCAAGCUUGUAAAUGAUUCUGUUGAUGAAUAUAAAAACUUCGAGCUGAGCUACAAGCUUCUCACAGAAGACACUUUACAAAAAUUUGUGGAGCAAGACAGAUCCCACCAUAAUCAUGAAGUUACACUAUCAUCAGGCGCAGCUUCGCCAACCUCUUCAGUAUCUAACUUGAAAGAUCUAAUAGAAAGUAAUAUGGAUACAGACGAUAAAGAUCUAUCAGAAUUAAUUCCUGACGUGUAUCUCGAUCCCGAGUUUAGAUUGGAUGACCCUAGGAUUUUCAAACAAGUCAUUGAAGGUUGCAAAAUUUUACCCGACGAAGAUGAAGAAGAAGGAUUGAACGAUCUGUCUUAUUUAGCAAGCAAUACUGACCUUCAAGAUAAACUAUCUCAUUAUCUUGAUUUGGUGGAAGUCAAAUUGAUCAAAGAAAUUUCUAAAUCUUCAGAUUCAUUCUUCAAUACCCUUGGUGAUAUCCAAGCUGUCCUGAGCCAAUCGGAAUCUUGUAUCGGAAAGUUUAGAGAAAUCACAAAAAAACUAGAAUCUUUAGAAUUAAAUGAAGCUCAAACUGGGUUGGAAAUAUUAAAUACGUUGAAUGAACGUAAAAAUAUUGAACAAUUGGAAACCGGUAUUGUUCAGUUACAAUAUGUUUUAUCUAUAUUUGAGUUAGCAAAAAAGUCGUUUCAGAAUGGUUUGCAUAAUAAAUGUUUAAGUGAAAUAAUUGUGGUGGAGAAUUUGAUUAAUGGAACUAAUCCUAAAGAUUUAGAUACGGACGAAAACGAGAGCUUCUAUCCCUCUUUUGAUUAUCCAUUAGCAGAUCUUUCUAGUGUGCCAGCAUUGCGAGAAUUGAAGUAUGAAUUGUCGGAGCUAAAAAACCAUUGUUCUAAAGGUUACAUUAACGAUUUUAUCCAGCUCUUAUUGAAGGAUUUACGAGACCACUACAAUUCUGUUGCCACCCAAGAUACAUUAAAUAGAAUAUAUGUUUCUGUUGACAAUUCCAAAAAGUACCAUACUUCAAAGAUUAAUACUUCAUAUCAAAAAAUCGAUGAACAGAAGAAAGGAAAGUUGCGAGACUUUGUUGAAAACUUAUCAAAAGCUGGCCACAUUGGGAAUGCAUAUUCAGAAUAUCAAAAUAAGAUAAUUAUAGAAAUAAAAGAAAUCAUAAAGUUGAAUCUUCCAAGCAGCAGACAGGGAUAUUCUCUGACCGACGUGUCUGAAGCUCCUUCGCGUGCCUCUCCUUUCCCAGAAUCGGCAAAUAAUUCUUCUACAGCUCUUUCUACCAAUGCCUCGGGCUCUAAUAUCAAUUCAUUAUCCACCAACAUCAGGGGUUUGUCGCCCAAAGAAUUUGAGACCAUGAUGGCUAAAAUUUAUACAACUUUAGCAGAGUGCUUGCGUCGCUUAACAGCCCACCAGAAAAUAUUAUUGGACUUGGCUUUGACUGCUAUUCCUCCUAGCGCAUCGCAGGAUAUAGAUGUUAUGUCUCUUGAUAUAACUGUUGCUAUAAAUAAGGCUAUUGAGCUAACCCAAAUUAGGUUGAGUAAAGUGAUUAAUGUAAGAUCUGAGCAGAUUGCCGAUCUUUCAGUUCCCUUCUACUUGAAAAUGUAUUCCCUUUCGUCUGCAUAUUUACAGGAAUGCGAAUUCAUCAACCCUGGUUACGUUGCGAGUGGACCAGGAUCGUCAUUGAAUGAUUGGGUUAAAAACCACGUUGGAUACUUCAUUCAUCGUCUUCACCUGAAUUCAAUGAGAAAUAUUGCACUGGACUGUGAUCGCGAAACAUGGAAGGAAAUAGUCAAUUCGAAAAUACUAACUGAAAAUCAAGCUGUUCUCAAUGAGCUUCUUGACCAUUCGGAAUACAUUGAUUCAAAUGGAAAACUGGGUUACUCUGGAGAAAAUUGGCUCAAGCCUCUUGAUCUUUUUAUAGAGGAGAGCAAAGAGGAAUCAGAACAAAAACCGGAUAACAUUUCAAAUGAUAAUGAUGAGUCCCAAAAAGAUAAAGAAGAGAACGGCUUAAAAAUUCAUGGUGAAAAUUUUAUGAUUCCUAGUCUUGCAGUGAAAGUGUUGGGACGAGUAAGAGAUUACGUCAUCAUAGCAAAAGUCUUCCCUAGCAAAAGUCAUAUAAUUGAAGUAAAUUUAUUAAAUUUAUUCAAGUUGAUAAAUUCCAAAUCUGCGCAGUCAGUUCUUAAUGCAGGUGCUACUCGAACGGCAGGUUUGAAACAUAUAACUACUAAACAUUUGGCCCUUUGUAUUCAAUUUAUAGAGUACAACAUUGAAUUUUUACUAAAUCUUCAAAAAAUAUUCAAAUAUUCCAAGUCAAGUCCACCUCCCCAUCCUCAGCAGAAUGCCCACAUAGAAGAACCUACUUUUAAUGGUAUAAUCAGUAAUUACAGGGAUCAUGAAAACGAGCUUUUUUCUAAAUUAGUGUCAAUUAUGUACGAUCGUACGUUGAUCCAUUGCCAAAAUAUUGUCAAUAUUGAUUGGUCGCAACCACUCACUCACCCUCAACAGUGCCACACAUAUAUGGAAACUUUGGUGAAAGAAACAAGUACAGUUAUAAAAGUAUUGAGUAAAUAUUUACCAGAAUUAAAAUGUUCAAUGGUAAUGCUGCAGAUAUUUGAAAAUUAUAAAAAAUUAUUGGUUGAUUGCUUCUGCACACAGUUGACCCAAUUCAAGGACUUCAAUGAAAAGCAUUCCCUCUUGAAAGAUAUUGACUAUUUCCGUGUCAAAUUGUGUGAUUUACCUGGUUAUGGAAACUCUGGUCAAGUGAUAUGGGAAAAUGUCAAUUCCCUUCCAACUAUUGAAGAUGCCAAAAUGGAGGAAGUGAUGAGAAACAAUAUUGCCGGUGAAAAGCGCAGCCAAAUAGAAAACCAAGGCUGA
Hyphopichia burtonii NRRL Y-1933 is the source of this 3645-nucleotide messenger RNA. RefSeq lists its product as uncharacterized. The transcript has 2 exons. Gene Ontology annotation, molecular function: syntaxin binding. Lineage: Eukaryota; Fungi; Ascomycota; Pichiomycetes; Serinales; Debaryomycetaceae. Gene Ontology annotation, cellular component: GARP complex. The coding region runs from base 226 to 3645 and encodes 1139 amino acids. Gene Ontology annotation, biological process: retrograde transport, endosome to Golgi; Golgi to vacuole transport. The record is from RefSeq and is a predicted model, not a curated record.